UUUUGAUCGGACAGGCGACAUUCCGCCAUUUUGUUUAUUUUCCAGUGGUCCUACGGCACAGCGACUGACGUUCAUCCAAUAUUCUCCGUUCAUUGUCGUGCUGUGCGAAAGUGACUUUUUUGACAGAUAUAUGGUUCCAGUGUUUCCCCUGGAAACAGGGGGUGUAGAUAUCAGCAGACAUUGGGCGUUUCCUUAGUAAACACGUCAAAGUGACCGUGUCAGGUAAAAACUCACUCACUCCCGGAAAAGACAGUGCGGUCACACUCAAUCUCAAGAAGUUAAAAGUUUUGGGCCAAAAUCCUGUCGUUGCAAUCAUGAAUCACGUCCACAACAAGCCUGCUCUAAACAAUGACGUCGAAGAUAUGGAAACCCAAGACAGUGACACUGGUGAUGGUGAAACACAAGUUUCCAAUGAUCCAUUUAAGAAUGAUGACUCUGGUGGAGGUGAUAUAAUGGACGACAGUCCCAUGCCUUUUGGUGAAAAUCAAGAUGGAAACGUAAUACAAGAUGUAGAAAUGGAAGAUGAUGACUCACGGUCAGAACUACGAUUCCAAUAUGUUUUGAAGAAUUUCAGUAAACUUAAGGCUCAAACCCUUUCAACUCCUUACUUUGUAAGAAACUUACCAUGGAAGAUCAUGGUUAUGCCUCGAUACAACCAAAGUCUUGAGAGAACUCCAAGUCGAAGCUUGGGUUUCUUUUUGCAGUGCAAUGGUGAUUCAGAAUCACCCUCUUGGAGCUGUUAUGCAAGUGCUGAGCUAAGACUCCUGCCGCAGAAAGAAGGAGUGGAACCGUUCGCCCGAAAAAUUCAGCAUUUGUUCUACACAAAGGAAAAUGAUUGGGGCUUCAGUCAUUUUAUGACUUGGGAAGACAUUCUUGACCCUGAGAAGGGCUUCAUCAAGGAUGAUUCAAUAAUUUUAGAGGUAUUUGUUCAAGCUGAUGCACCUCAUGGAGUAAGCUGGGACUCAAAAAAGCAUACAGGAUACGUUGGCCUCAAGAACCAAGGUGCUACAUGCUAUAUGAACUCCUUGCUCCAGACAUUAUUUUUCACUAACCAACUCAGAAAGGCUGUAUACAAGAUGCCAACAGAAAGUGAUGACUCCUCUAAAAGUGUAGCCUUAGCUUUGCAAAGAGUUUUUCAUGAGCUGCAGUUUUUGGAUAAACCUGUUGGUACCAAAAAGCUAACUAAAUCAUUUGGGUGGGAGACAUUAGACUCAUUCAUGCAGCAUGAUGUACAGGAGUUCCUAAGGGUGUUGUUGGAUAAAUUAGAAAGCAAAAUGAAAGGUACAUGUGUGGAGGGAACUGUUCCAAAGCUAUUUGAAGGCAAAAUGAUUUCCUUUAUCAAAUGCAAGGAUAUUGCAUACACAUCAAGCAGGCAGGAAACCUUUUAUGAUAUUCAGCUCAAUAUCAAAGGGAAGCGGAAUAUUGAGGAAUCAUUCCAAGAUUAUAUCCGGACUGAAUCUUUGGAUGGAGACAACAGGUACGAUGCUGGUGAGCAUGGCCUACAAGAUGCAGAGAAGGGUGUGAUAUUUGCUGCUUUUCCUCCUGUUCUGCAUUUGCACCUUAUGAGAUUUCAGUACGAUCCAAUUACUGACAGCUCUGUCAAGUUUAAUGACAGAUUUGAGUUUUAUGAGAAAAUAAAUUUGGACAAAUACCUACAGCAACCAGAAUCAACCAGUGCAGAAUAUAUUCUGCAUGCUGUAUUGGUUCACAGUGGAGACAACCAUGGUGGCCACUAUGUUGUGUUCAUCAAUCCUAGAGGUGAUGGGAAGUGGUGCAAGUUUGAUGAUGAUGUUGUGUCUCGCUGCACAAAGCAAGAAGCAGUUGAUCACAAUUAUGGAGGCCAUGAUGAGGACAUGAAUAUGACUGUAAAACAUUGUACAAAUGCGUACAUGCUUGUGUAUAUUAGAAGUUCGGAGUUACAUAAUGUCCUUCAAGAAGUGACUGAGGAAGAUAUUCCUGAGGAGCUGGUGGAGCGCUUACAAGAAGAAAAGAGACUUGAACAAGUUCGAAGAAAGGAGAGGAACGAAGCCCAUUUAUACAUGAGUAUUAAUGUUCUCUUAGAAGAUAAUUUUGAAGGACAUCAAGGCAAUGACCUUUAUGACUCUGAUCGGGCUCAUUCUUACUACAGACAACUUAGAAUGAAGAAAACUUCAACACUUCAAGACCUAAUGGAACAGUUAGCAUUUUCCAUGAAAUACCCAAUAGAGCAAAUUAGGCCUUGGCCAUUCCAACAACGGUCCAAUCAAACUUUCCGACCUUUUAUGGCUGACAUUGAAGGUGAUGCCCAUAAAACACUGGCUGAAUUGGCUGAAAACCAGAAUCCAUGGAACAUUUUUGUGGAAGUUGUAAACCCAGAUUCUGGGCGUUCUGCCUUACCUCAGUUUGACAAAGAUGCGGAUGUGCUGCUAUUUUUCAAGCUUUAUGACCCUAAAGCUAAGCAGAUUUACUAUUGUGGUCAUCACUAUAUGCCUGUGGCUUCUAAAGUCCAGGAUUUGCUACCACUUCUAAAUGAGCGAGCCGGCUAUGCGCCUGACACUGAGCUAAUUUUAUAUGAGGAAAUUAAGCCCAACAUGGUUGAACGUAUUGAAAAUCUUAAUGAAUCCCUUGAAAAGGUUCUUGAAGAACUGAUGGACGGAGAUAUAAUUGUCUUCCAAAAAGAGGUUGACAAUUCUUUUGACCUUCCUACUUGUCAGCACUACUUUAAGGAUCUGUUUCACAGAGUUGAUGUAACUUUCUGUGAUAAAACAAUUCCCAAUGACCCUGGCUUUACUCUGAAGUUGUCACAGCGAAUGAAUUAUGACCAACUGACAAAGGCAGUUGCAGACCGACUGGGAUGUGACCCUUUCCAACUUCAAAUGUUUAAGACUCAAAACUACAAAGACAGUCCAGGUGCUCCAUUGCGUUGCAAUUUUGAGGGCACCCUGAAAGACCUAUUGAACAACUGCAAACCAAAAGGCCCAAGAAAAGUUUUUUAUGAGGUUCUGAGUAUUAAAGUCAGUGAACUUGAAAACAAAAGGCCGUUUAAGGUCUUGUGGGUGACACCAAAGUUAAAGGAAGAAGAGUUCACUCUGUAUCCCAAUAAAAGUGGAACAGUAGCUGAUUUGUUUGAAGAGAUGAGAAAGCAAGUAGAGCUCUCACCAGAAAUUGGCUCUGGCAAAUUAAGGCUUUCUGAGGUCAGCUGCAAUAAAAUAACUCCUGGUCCUAAAGAAGAUACCUUGAUAGAGACGCUAUCUACUGGCAGUAAUACUCACAAGGCCUACAGGAUAGAAGAAAUUCCUAAAGAUGAGUUAGUCCUGGCAGAAGAUGAAAUUCUUGUUUCUGUGGCUCAUUUUCACAAAGUCAUCUUCACAACCUUUGGUGUUCCAUUUUUUGUUAAAGUUAAAAAUGGGGAGUUGUUUGCUAAGGUUAAAGAAAGAAUAUUGAAGAAGUUAGGAGGACAAGAAAAAGAAUUUGAAAAGAUUAAAUUUGCUGUGGUUCUGAGGAAUAAAGAAGUUGUGUUUGUUGAUGAAAACGAAUAUACCUUCAACAUUGAAGAUUUCACUUAUCAAGCAGGUGGUCUCCAAAGCUGGAUAGGUUUGGAACAUGUGAAUAAAGCCACAAGACGCUCCCGUUUCAAUUAUUUGGAGAAAGCCAUCAAGAUUUACAACUGAUUGCAGAAGAGAAUGAGAAGGAAGCUGCAUCAGUCGAUUGUUAGUCUUGUCAAUGCAACCAAUCUCUUCACACCUACAAGAGCAAUAGCUCUGUUAAGACUGAAGAUACUCAAGUUCAUUAGCCUUGUGUGUGACUGGUUUCACUUGACAAGCAGUUUUUUUAAUCUUAUUUUUGAGUGCACUCACAAUCAAGAUAGGUGUGAUAAAUGACAGAUCGCCAUAAUUUUAAUCAUUGUGUUUUAUAGAGAUGUCAAUUUGAUUUUCACAUCUAUAAACAAUGAGGGUGAGUGACUAAGUAGGUAGUCCUGCAUACUUUCAGAACAGCAAUGUUUUUAAUGUCAAAACUGUGUUCUGGUUUUCAGUUCACUUUGGUCUUAUGUUCAUAAACCAGUGCUUUUCUUCUCCUUGAUGGGUUACCACUAAAUCUGCACUUUUUUAAUUUGUUGCAAGUGUAGUCAAUUUGUUGUCCAAAUCUAUUAUUGAAUGAACUAUUUAUGCUUUGGAAUUUCCUUGCAAAUGGCUCAACUACCUAUCCAACCCUUCCUAUCUAGAGCUGAUUGGGCUUUCAUUCAAAGAUGGUACAAUCCAAGCAACUGUUGUUAAGAGGCCUUUAAAUGUGUUGUUUGUAGAUAACGUAUGUACUCGUGAAUUAAUUUAUUUGGAAUGUGACAUGCAUGUUUGUGGACAGUCUCAUUUAUUUAACUUUUUAGUGUACAUACAAUGCUGAUGUGCAGGAAAACUUAAUAUGGGCCUGAUAAUUAAAUUAACUUGUAUUGAAUGAGUUACAGUUUUCUCAGAAGUACUGAUAGACUUCUCUGCAUUUUUGAUAAAAUCAAAUUUGCAAAACUACAAUGAGUGACUGUUACUUUAAUGCAUUUUUAGCCAAAGCUCUCCUUUAUAAUAAUGAUUUCAGGGCAUACUUUGUAUUUUGUCAUAAUGCAGUUGAUUAUGUGUUAAACUCCAUAGGCCCGUAGAUGUCAUAAAAGCACCUGUCCUGAGAGCUGACAGGUGGCCAAAGACUGCUCUACCAGCUAACGCCCCCCUCGUACGUUUGUGCUAUUUAUCCUAUACUGGUAUUCUUAGCACUGUAAAUAGUAUGUAUUCAUUAAAGUAAUUGCUCCGUUCUUCCUGUUGACUUGUUGUCCCACAUUUUAAAUAAAAUGAAAUCGUACUGAAGCACUGAUGUAUUGACAAUGCUACCUGUUUGUUAUUCCACAACAGUUGCCUUCCAGAAAUGCUUAUUCCAUGUGACAAGUCCAAUUACCAAAAUUAGGAAUCUUCUUUAUUCCAAUAUUUUAGAUCAAUUUCAGUUCAUAGUAAAUAUUUUUUACAGUACCUUACCAACUGGAUUGUUCUAUCCAUAAACCAGAAAUGUUCGAUAAAAUUAUACACGGAGUAUUUGCAAUAUUUUAGUAAAUGUGUACUGUCUUCAGCACUGCAUUAAGUAGAACACCUAAGGAGAAUCGGUGACUUACGGAUUUACUAAUGCAACUCUUUUUAGCUAAUAUUUUACUGUGAAUGACUAAUGUCAAGAGAUGUGCAUUCUUUUUCCAUAUUCUUGUACCUUUAUCUUGUUAAUCUUCAGAACAGUUGCACCACCUCUCUUCAAAUUGAAGUACCUUAAUGACAUGGUUAUGAGUGCACAUCUCUUGCAAUGCUUUGCUAUUGUUUUAAUGUAUAUUUUGUAAAUUUCUCACCAAUCCCAUAUAAAUAGUUUUGGGAGACCCACAUGUAUUUUGAGCAAUAUAACAAUAACCAGUGCCUUUCGUUUCAUGAGAAAUGGUGGGAUAAAUCCUUUUUAAAUGCAAAGUGGAAUGCUUACUAGGAGUUGAUUUUAUUUCAAUGGGAAUAUAUGAAUUAUCAACUAAAACUCUUUGUUAGGAACGUAAACUUACGAUUUUAUAUCUGGUUUUAUUACUUAACACCAUCCUCCAUUUUUAAAAAUUUCUGGAUAGUAUUUGGUCUAAUAGAACCCAUGUUUUUUCACUAAUUAUGAAAAAAAUCACUUUUUUGAGAUGUGAUGAUUCUGAUUAGUACGGUAGUACUUGAAUUAGAAUGAUGCCCUCGGAAUUCUCGCAACUUUGUUUUUAUACCAGUGGACAUUUAAUAAACUUCAAUGAUUUUUGAAGGUAAAAUCAAAUUUGUUACAGUUUGCAUUGACUUUGAGCAAUUCUUGAGGUAAUUCAAAUCAAAUUUAAGGAUUUACAGAGUAAAUGUACCUCAUUUCUUUGAAUGCUAUUGAGGGACUUCUCUCCCAAUUAUAUGUCAUCUGUAAUAGGAAAAUUUUAAUAGAUUGACAAAAAUUUGUGAUAGCUGUCUUCAAGGACACCAUAUGGUUAUUUGUGUGAUUUUCUGUUUAGGUAAUUUUAUGACAGGCAGCAUUAGAGUUUAAAGGCUAGUGCUUUUAACAAGGUUGAGCGAAACGAGAUUUUGUGAGCUCUUGCUGUAAGUCAUUCAUGUCUGUGAGCAACAGAAAAUUUGUUUAUGGCUGAAACUUGUGAAAUAGUAGUUAUUACUAAACCAUCUGAACUGAGUGUGAGAUGCAGUUCAAUACCCUGUUGGGAACUGAGUCUUCUAACCCUAGGAAAUGAGAGCAGUGCUGUAAAGGGACGGUAUGAGACACUUAAGCUGAGUAAUUUUUUUCAUUUCAUCCCAAGUCUCAGUGUUAGGGAACCGGGACCAACUCACACUCAUAGCUCUUCUCCCAAGGAGCAUUUUAUUGUCAUGAGUGUUUUUACUCUUCCACUGAUGUGUAGUGGCUACAAAUCAUUUGAAAAACUCAGUCCAUUUAUGAUUCUGUCUUGAAUUUAUCUUUGGGAACUAGCUGAUAUUGGUUGUAUUGAUUUACUGUUUGAUCAUCUAAUUCUGCUUUAUCAUAGAUGUGAAAGCUGGUAGGAUUUCUUUUUACAUCCCUUUAAAUGAAAUUGCAGUCUAUUGAUGAUCUUUUUACCCCAAGAACUCUCAGUAGCAUUGAGGAGAAACAAAAUAGUAACUCCAAUUAUAACCUCUUGACUAAAGAGCACUACUGUUGGAAUUCAUUUCUUGUACACCUGUAAUAAUAACAAUCAACUUACAGUCUAUGAUGCAGCUUAUGUGAUAGACAGCUAUGGUGAAUUUUGUGUUUAGAGUAAAGUGUAUUCAAUAUUAUUUAAUGUGAAGCCAGAAGAUUGUAAGAUCAUACAAGAAAUUGGUUGAGAUAUGGAGGGAGAUUUUCAUUCUGGAAAAUGAUGUUAAAAAGAGUUAUUGACUUUGUGAUACAUUGUUUGUAAAUAAUGACAUUUGUACUGUACAUACAGCCGAUUUAUUUGUAUGAGUGAAAUACAAAGAACUUAAAAUCAA
This is a messenger RNA of Frankliniella occidentalis (western flower thrips), 6989 nucleotides long. It is a transcript of the gene Usp7, whose product is annotated as ubiquitin carboxyl-terminal hydrolase 7. The record is from RefSeq and is a predicted model, not a curated record. Gene Ontology annotation, biological process: regulation of protein stability; protein deubiquitination. The coding region runs from base 315 to 3650 and encodes 1111 amino acids. Lineage: Eukaryota; Metazoa; Arthropoda; Insecta; Thysanoptera; Thripidae. Gene Ontology annotation, cellular component: cytosol; nucleus. Gene Ontology annotation, molecular function: cysteine-type endopeptidase activity; protein binding; cysteine-type deubiquitinase activity. The transcript has 22 exons.